Molecule: messenger RNA, 654 nt
Organism: Pogona vitticeps (central bearded dragon)
Lineage: Eukaryota; Metazoa; Chordata; Lepidosauria; Squamata; Agamidae
Source: RefSeq, a predicted model, not a curated record
CGCGCCAGCUGGCAGCAUCCCCGGUUCCGGUUCCCAUGGCAACACUAACAGCGCCGCCAGCCUGCUUGGAAAGGGAGCCGGGAUGGCUAAGAUGGUGGACGUGGGCUCAGGUCUAGAGAGCCGGGACGUGGCCUCCCUCCACAGGGAUCAGCUUGAGAAGCUGCUGCAGUUUAAGAUAAACACCAAGAUUGCUAAUGAGAAAUACUUGCGUUCCCACAAAGAAGUGGAGCUGCUGCUGUCAGGAUUUCUCAGAGAAGUCCUCCUGCAGAGACCAGAGAAUAUACGGGAGUUUGCAGCUGAUUAUUUUACCAACCCAGAACUCCCCAGGAAGAUCCAGCAGGAAAUGAUGGAGAACCUCAACCAGGCCCUCUGACAGUCCUGUCACCCCAUUUCGGCUUCUUGUCGUAACAAACAUGGCUUUCCCACCCCACAGGGUUUCGCGGCCCUUUGCUUUGUCAUGCUUCUCAGGACCCACUUCUUCUUUCGCAUUUCUUCUCUGCUGUUCUUCUCCUAGCAACUAAGGCUGACAAUAAAGCUGAACUUUGGGGAGAAAACAGAUGAACUGUAGCUGUACAUUUGUGCUGAUAAAUAUCUACUCAGGGAAGAACCAUGUUGCCCAUGGGGCCUUUUAAAAAAAGGUGCAGAGUAGCUAGA